AUGUUAAGGAAGGAGGAAAACUUUUUUUCAUGUGGAAGAAGAAAAACCCCAGUGGAAAAAUCAGGUCCCAUUAAGAAAAUUGAAGAACAAUGGGUUCACGAGGGUGUAAUGGCUUCAUCAGACAAAGGGUACGCUGACCCCUUUGAUGUCAUACAUGAGCCAUUUUCUAGCUUGAGUGAAAUGGAUUUUGAACUCCAUGACAUUUACAUGGACCACGAACCAGAUGAAGAAUUUGUGUCCUCACUUGAUAAAUGUAAGGAUAUCUUCCUAAAUGCUCUAUUAAGUGAUGAAAACCUACGAAAUUCUUGUAUGGCUGAUGAAAUCAGAGCACAAGUGUACCAUGCUACUGAUUGGCAGAGUGAUGAAGACGAACAUGAGGUAUUGAAAAACAACUAUAGAAUUCAUGACCCAACCAUCAAGUGGGACAAGAUGGUUACGGGAUAUGGAUGUGUUCAUGCCAUUGCAACCAUCAACUAUAUCCAUCAAAUGUCUGAUGAGUAUAUUGAUGACAUGUUUUCCAAGGAACAAUUCCUAAAGUGUUACUCUGCUAACAUUAGUCCAGUGAAUGGUUCAAAUCUGUGGCCUCAAACUGAAUUCAUAAAUCCCUUACCACCAAUGUCAAGGAGAAUGCCUGAUAGGCCAAAGGUCAAUAGAAGGAGACAUGUAAGUGAAAAUGAUAGAAGAGUACACACCCCAAGAACUGUAAGGUAUGGUAACUGCUUUGAGUACGUCCAUAACCAUAAGGGAUGCGGGAAUUCAACCAGGGAACUUGUCCCUAUGCCACCAAAUAAGAGAGGAAGGCCAAGGAAGGAACAAUGUGAACCCAGUCAAGCAUCAUGUGAUAGGUCUAAGAGGCAGGAACCAGUUCCUAUGCCACCAAAGAAGAAAGGAGGGCCAAGGAAAAAGGUCCAAUCUAACCCAAAUCAAGCAUCAAGUUCUAAAUCUGUUAAAAGAAAAAAGAAGACGGGUAGGGGCUUUGAGGAACAAAUGAAAGAUUUGUUUGACAAAGAAGAUAUUGAUGAUGACAGUGUGGUUGAUAUGUUGUGCACUUUUGAAGCUGCUAUUAGCCAACCAAAGCAUAAUAAUGAGAAAGGUGAUGGAUUCCAAGAUGCAAUGGAUUAUAUUCUUCAAGGUAUUCUUCAUGGUAAUGAUGAAAAAUGUGUUGAGGAUGUUGAAACUUCCAUGACAAAAACACUUAAUGAGGUUGGAGAUGCAAUGGUGUAA
Lactuca virosa is the source of this 1224-nucleotide messenger RNA. The record is from the annotation of a GenBank genome assembly. NCBI's taxonomy places the organism in Eukaryota, Viridiplantae, Streptophyta, Magnoliopsida, Asterales, Asteraceae.